Molecule: messenger RNA, 942 nt
Organism: Vanessa tameamea
Lineage: Eukaryota; Metazoa; Arthropoda; Insecta; Lepidoptera; Nymphalidae
Gene: MagR
Product: iron-sulfur cluster assembly 1 homolog, mitochondrial
Exons: 3
Coding region: 151-546 (131 amino acids)
Biological process (GO): iron-sulfur cluster assembly
Cellular component (GO): cytoplasm; mitochondrion
Molecular function (GO): 2 iron, 2 sulfur cluster binding
Source: RefSeq, a predicted model, not a curated record
AAUACUAAAUAAUACAUCAAAUGUGACAGCUUUGCAAAUUUUGAAUCAAAAAUUUGCAGUUGUCAAUUUUGACAGAAAAUUAGGACAAAAAUAAAAGUUAUUACAGUUCCAAAAUUGAAGGUAAAAGUUGUGCGUAAAAUUAAAAAUAAGAUGGCUACGAAAACUAUAGCAAGUGCGACUGUUCGGGCUGUAAAGAAACGAAUGCUGCCUUCUAGAGCAGCUCUUAUAUUAACCCCAUCAGCUGUUCAAAAAAUUAAAGAAAUUAUGGCAAAGGAAGAGGCUAAAGGUUUUAUUGGCUUAAAAGUUGGUGUUAGACAAAGAGGUUGCAAUGGAUUAUCUUAUACUCUUGAUUAUGCUUCUGCUAAAGGAAAACUUGAUGAAGAAGUAAAACAAGAUGGUGUGACUAUUAUAAUUGACAAAAAAGCACAGUUGACAUUAUUAGGAACUGAAAUGGAUUUUGUACAAGAUAAGCUGUCAGCAGAAUUUGUGUUUAAUAAUCCUAACAUCAAAGGCACAUGUGGUUGUGGAGAAUCCUUCAGUGUAUGAAUAAUCCCAAAUUAAUUAAUAUGAUAUAGUAUUUUUAAAAUCAUAUGACUGCUUUAAGCAUACCAAGCAUAUAUUAUUUUGCAUGGUAUGUGAAAAGAAGUGUUCAUGAAUUAAUUUUUAAAAAAUCUAAAAAAGGCAUUGUUGAAUUUUUACAGUUAUUUUUUUAUUAUAUUUUAUUUUUGGAAAAAAAACACUGGGUUUAUUUUAAAGUUGCUUCUAAUUUUCUUUUAAAUAUUAGUUUUGUAUAUAGAUAGAUAUUGUGUUUUCUUGUAUAGAAUAGCAUAAUUGUAUAGGUGUAGAUUGCUGUAUAGCAUUUAGUGAUAAGAUAUCUCAUAUAAUUAUGAAUUUAGUUAAUUGUAAAAUUACCAUCAUUUUGUUUAACUUGUUUAGUUAAUG